CUCACCAUGUGGCAGAAAUUAAAAUUAUUCUACCAAGGAAUUUUAAGAAAUGGAGACAAGAGGACAGACGAUUGGCUGCUGGUCUACUCUCCUGUGCCAAUCAGCUGUAUCUUCCUGUGCUACCUGGUCAUCAUAUGGGUGGGGCCAAAGCUGAUGGACAAGAGGCAGCCAGUCAAUCUUAAACCUGUCCUGAUAGUUUACAACUUUGCCAUGGUCUGCCUGUCGGCAUACAUGUUCUAUGAGUUUACAGCCUCUUCCUGGUUGGCCAGAUACAGUGUGCUGUGCCAGCCGGUCGACUACAGUGACAGCCCACUGGCCAUGAGGAUGGCCAGCGUGUGCUGGUGGUUUUACUUCUCCAAAGUGAUAGAGCUCAGUGACACUAUAUUUUUCAUCCUGAGGAAGAAGAACAGUCAGCUGACAUUUCUCCAUGUCUACCAUCAUGCCACCAUGAUCUUCAACUGGUGGGCUGGGGUGAAAUAUGUGGCUGGUGGCCAGUCUUUCCUGAUUGGUCUGAUCAACUCCCUGGUCCAUGUAGUGAUGUAUCUGUACUACGGCCUGGCAGCUUUAGGACCGAGCGUGUCCAAAUACCUUUGGUGGAAGCGUUACCUCACCUCCCUGCAGCUGGUCAGUAUAUGCCUCUUUACCAUCCACACCACCUACAACCUGUUUGCUGACUGUGACUUCCCUGACUCCAUGAACAUGGUUGUGUUUGCCUACUCUCUCAGCCUCAUCGCUCUCUUCAGCAACUUCUACUAUCACAGCUACCUCGCCAAGAAUAAGACCAAGAAGACAUAGGGAAGAAGACAGAGGGGAAUUUAUGAGAGAGAAGAGAUGAAACAAAUUGGAAACAUCAUCGUCGGCGCUGCUCAGUCGUCUUCAUUUCUCACAGUCUUCACAUAUGCAUCGAAAAAUGUCUGUCGAAAGG
This is a messenger RNA of Anoplopoma fimbria (sablefish), 925 nucleotides long. It is a transcript of the gene elovl8a, whose product is annotated as ELOVL fatty acid elongase 8a. The record is from RefSeq and is a predicted model, not a curated record. Gene Ontology annotation, molecular function: fatty acid elongase activity. Lineage: Eukaryota; Metazoa; Chordata; Actinopteri; Perciformes; Anoplopomatidae. Bases 7 to 795 code for a protein of 262 amino acids. Gene Ontology annotation, biological process: fatty acid elongation, monounsaturated fatty acid; very long-chain fatty acid biosynthetic process; fatty acid elongation, polyunsaturated fatty acid. Gene Ontology annotation, cellular component: endoplasmic reticulum membrane. The transcript is spliced from 8 exons.